This is a messenger RNA of Pogona vitticeps (central bearded dragon), 1425 nucleotides long. Lineage: Eukaryota; Metazoa; Chordata; Lepidosauria; Squamata; Agamidae. The record is from RefSeq and is a predicted model, not a curated record.
UGCAGCUUUCCUCCCUGGCUCCCUCGGGGAUCCGAGAGCCCUGGCAGAAGCCGGCCGGCUGCCCCUCUCUUCUCCGCUCUCUCUCUGCAGAGGGAGCGCAACUGCGAAUAAGGGACCCUCUUGCGUUUCAUGUUCCGCCACCCGGAGAGCCCGCUCGCUGUGAUCUCCUCCGGCUCCCACCUCCUCCAGCGCAGCCCAGACCGGGCAGACGAGGAUCCGGCCCCGGCCAUGAGCCGCUACAGCCUCUCCAAUCUUUUGGACUGGAUGUACGGCGGAGUAGACCCCAGCUUUGAGGGCAACGGGGGCCCCGAAUGUGCUGCCUUCCUCCCUUGGCAGCAGCGCUUGGUGGAGAGCCUGGUCUUCCUCGCCGUGAGCAUCCUCGAGGUGGUGGUGUCUCUGCACAAGAUCCGGCGGACCCACGCCAAGGAAGUGGGGGACCUCUUGGCCCACGCUCGGAGCAAGGAGGAAAGCGUGGGGAAGAACCUGCUGCUGGUCUCCCUCUGCCUCACUUUCGGGCUGGAGGUGGGAUUCAAGUUUGCUACCAAGACCGUCAUCUACCUGCUCAACCCCUGCCAUGUGGUCACCAUGAUGCAGAUUUUUCUGCUGGCCUGUCCCCCCUGCCACUUUGCGAUGAUUCUCUUCAGGUUGCAAAUGCAUAUGCUGAACGGGGCACUCUUGGCCUUGUUGUUUCCUGUGGUUAAUACCCGGCUGCUCCCUUUUGAAAUGGAGAUCUACUACAUCCAGCACGUCAUGCUGUACAUUGUCCCCAUCUACCUUCUGCGGAAAAGAGGUAUCUACACCCCUGAGCCUUUCUGUAAUUUCUGGUGGGCUUUAUUAGCCACGGGGUUGAUGUUCAUCUACCACUUUACGGCCCUACAGAUUCUGGGACUGGCCACAGAGGUGAAUCUGAAUAACAUGCUGUGCCCGGCCAUCUCGGAUCCCUUCUAUGGCCCCUGGUAUCGAAUUUGGGCAUCAGGCCACCAGACAAUCAUGACUAUGGUUCACGGGAAGCUCAUUACUUUUGCCUUCUACAGUACUGUCCCUUUCUUUAGAUUCUGUCUGGAUUUACUUCGUCUCCCAGCUAAGAAAAUAUCCUAAAACUUCUAUACGGAGGAACACAGGAGAAGCAGAAGAGGACUGUGUUGGUGGUGGGAGAAGACUGGAGUGAGGAAAAGAUCCUACACGUGCAGUUCCUUUGGGUGUCUUUCAACUUUUAUGAAUUAUCACAUUCCCUCCUGUUGCCUCCCUGACUGUUGAUGUUUCACUGCCCAGAGCCGUUGGCAAAACUUGUGGCCUUAUUCAUUGAGAGGGUGAUGUCUGCUUAUACCACUACUCUACAACAGAAUCUGGCUCCUUUGGAACUGGGGGAAACUUGAAAGAGUGUCAGCACCCUACAAUGGGGCACAUAAAGCUGUUGGAGAAGUG